This is a messenger RNA of Phalaenopsis equestris, 697 nucleotides long. RefSeq lists its product as uncharacterized. The transcript has a single exon. The record is from RefSeq and is a predicted model, not a curated record. Lineage: Eukaryota; Viridiplantae; Streptophyta; Magnoliopsida; Asparagales; Orchidaceae. Gene Ontology annotation, molecular function: calcium ion binding. Bases 109 to 519 code for a protein of 136 amino acids.
AAACUAAGGUCUCUCCAAAACUCUUCUAUUAAUACGAAUCAGAAUCCUCAUUAAUCGACCAAACCAUAGAUUCUUCAAUUUCUAUUUCCCAUCACUAAUUCUUCUGCAAUGAGCGUUGAGAUCUUAGACGGCAAAACCAUCCGCCAGUUCGUGGAAGACGAGCCAGCCUUCAAUGCAUUCGUAGAACGCCACUUCGCUAGCCUCGACACCGACCAUGACGGCGUGCUCUCUUUCACGGAGAUGGCGAAGGAGCUUACGAACAUUCGGCUGCUGGAAGUCCACUUUGGCAUUGACGGCAAUCGGCCGAAACCUGAAGAGCUGGACGAAUUGUACAGAGGUAUAUACAAGAAAUUCGAUAGAGAUGGCGAUGAAAAUGUGGAUUUGGAGGAUUUUAGGGCGGAGAUGAAGGAGGUGUUGCUUGCGGUGGCGGAGGGGAUGGGAUUCAUGCCGGUUCACAUGGUGGUGGAAGAAGGAAGUUUUCUUAGGAUGGCUGUGGAAAAAGAGAGAGCUGACCUCUGACCUCUGAUUUGCAUGGUUGAUUAAUGCCGUUGUUUUGCAUUUUUUUUAUUGUUUGAAUUCUGUUAUUUUGCUUCAUUAUAGGAUAUGGAUUAAUUAUAUUUUUAAUUUGUUAUAUAUAUGACGUUAAUAUUGUAAUUGAUUUGCUUGGUGCGAGCUGCUUGAUGAACGAUUUUAGCAA